GCUAAUUUCAGGCUCGACCGCACUAUCCGGAUGCGGGAGGGGUUCUGGUCGCCUCCGCUCGCUCUUCGCUCUUUCGUGCCGGCCGGGUGACAUGAGGAGUUCUUGGCGCUGACGCGGAAGCUGAGGCGAGCCGGGAGCCCCCGCUUCCCGGCGACUUUGUUCUUGCGCUCUUCCGCCUCCCUUGUGGGUUCUUCGGCGAGGCGGCCGAUCCGCUCUUCCCCUCCCGCCAGAGGAUAUAUAUAAUGCUCUCUUUGGAUGUAAAUCCAUAAGGAAUGCGUUUUUCACAGAUCAGUACACUUCUUCUGAGGCAGAAUUCGCUUACAAAACAGUCCUUAAAUGGCAGCACAGAAAAGAAAAUCUGUGCUGGUAGAACCCUCUGCUAAGCGGCGGAAAUUGGAUAAAAAUAAUAGAUCAGUUUCUACUAGCAAGGAAAGAAAACUACAGGAUGCUAAAUAUGUAUCAAAUAAGAAAGCAGUGCUGAAGAAAGAAGUGCCCCAAAUCUCUGCCGCAACUAACAGGUCAGCUGUCAAUAAGUUUAUAAAUAGAGCUUCUCUACCAUCUUCCCAAAAUAAACAAGCACAAAGGAACUCCAAACAGACUUUAAAUGAGUUAAAGAAGAAAGCAUGUAAAAUGGUAUGCAUGAAAAGGACAUCCUUAACAUCUUUAGGUAAAUUAUGUCCUGCACAGACAUCACUGAAAUCUUCCAAAAUAAACCAUGUUAAUUCUCUGAACCUUUCAAAAUCUUCUUCCAAAAUCUGUUCUAGGGGGAAGAGAAAAUGCAACAUUGUCAAAAAUAAGACUUCCUAUGAAAACAAGAAGCAAAAUAAAUCAUCUGUAGAUACUAAAACAUGUUCUGCUGAAGCUCGGUGUAAAAGACAUGCAGCACUGUGUGGUAAAUCUAGUUAUAAGAACCUGCAUUCAAAAUCACGACUAAUCAAAGAAAAUACCAGAAAAAAUAAAAUUACAAAAUCUGGAAAAUAUCUUAGUAGUAGUAGUGGUAACCUAGAGGUUCAGAAUACUAAAAGCCCUUCUGUAAAAAAAUCAGCCUCUCAAAACACUGAAGCAAGGUGGGCUAAAACUUCAAGUGAAAAACCUUGUGAUUCUGACUGUAGAAAAAAAAGCAAAAUGGCAGUGGGCACUGAUUCUAUCAAAGCUGUCACAGUUAGGCAGGAACAGUUACCUGUCAAACAAACCGAGGAAGUAUCUCAGAAGGAGACAGUGCAGGGUCUUCCAAAGUCACAACGUGCUGUUUCACAUGAGCAUCAAACUAGAAGAUCACCAAGAUUGCAGCAGUCGUCUGAUGUUGCUACAAUAUCUUUGCGAAGCAGAAAAGUUAAAGAAACAUGUGCUUCUGUUACAAAGCAUUGCAGCCAGAUGAAAAAGCCGGUUCCACAACUUAAGCAUGAAAAGUCAAAACAUGUCCACCAGAAACCAGGAAAGUCCGUGAAAGACAGUGUAUAUCAAAAUAGAGGAAGAGAAAUAUCAGAUCAUAAGAAAAAGGGUUAUUUCCCAAAGAAAAAACAUGAAGUGGAUUCUAAAAUCAGCAAUUCAAUUACAUCUCAAGAUAAGCCAAGAGAAUUAAAUAAUUUGGAAAGCAAUCAAGAAUCUAAAAAAGAACUUGCUAACACAAUUUCCUGUCCUAUAAACUCAGCUUGCAGUAUAGUAAGUAAAGAAAAUUCAAAGCAUAAAAAUGGAAAAAUAAGUGUAAAAGCAGAUAGAGUUUUGCCAGUAGAACCUGCUUGUCAACAAGAGGAUGUGGUAAAAUCCAAAAAGAUUAGCAUUCUUGAACUGUGUGAAGAAAUUGCAGGUGAGAUUGAAUCAGACACAGUAGAGGUAAAAAGGGUUUCCCCUAAUACUGACUAUGGAAGAGAGGAAAAAAAAAGUCCAAUACUGGAGGUGCCACAGGCCAUAAUAUUAAAUGAUAUGAAAACUAACCAGAAUUCUCAGUGUAAGAGAUUUUUUCCCAGCAGAAAAGGAAUGUCUGUCAAAUGUACUGUGAAUGGCAGACAUAGUACUGGGAACAAAAAUUCUAAAUGGACCAAAAUAAAAUUAACUAAAGUUAAUCAUGUGAGCCAAAGUAUCUCAAGUACUCCAAAACUUGAUGUUGUUCCUCAGGAUCACUACAUUUUAAAACAAGCCAGAGCUAUAGAAAUACACCUUCCAGAAGUUCAAAGGAAAUUAAUAUUGCAAAACAAUGGUAGCACAAUAUGCAAACAGAAGUUAAAUACAGCUGAUUUUGAAGGAAUCCAGACAAAAGAUAGAAUAUUGCAUGCUGAACAGUCCACUGUACAGGUUAUAGAGAAUGGUUUGUCUGAGGCAAAGCACUGUCCUGAGCCAACACCAGACAAGGGCUUCAAUUUAGAUUUGGGCACACAUCCAGAAAAUACACCAGUGAAAAUAAUUACAGAACAAGCACCAGUGAAGCAAGAAAAAAGAGAGACAACAGAAAUCAAAUCUCAAGAUCCAGUUCAUAAACAAUUGGUUCAGACUCUUUUUGCUAAUAAAACCUCUGAGACAAAUGACAGCAGGGCAUCUGUGCCAAAGAUUCCAUUAACAACAAAAUGUGGUGGCUUUCUUUCAUCUGAAGAACAUAUUCAAAAAUUAAAAGAAGCAGCAAAAGAUGGUGAUAAGCAGCUAAUUAUAGAUGCAGGACAAAAACGGUUUGGAGCUAUUUCCUGUAAUAUUUGUGGGAUGCUUUAUACUGCUUCAAAUCCUGAGGAUGAAACCCAGCAUUUGCUCUUCCAUAACCAGUUUAUAAGUGCUGUAAAAUAUGUGGGGUGGAAAAAAGAGAGAAUUUUGUCUGAGUAUCCUGAUGGCAAGAUAAUAAUGGUCCUUCCUGAUGAUCCCAAGUAUGCACUGAGAAAGGUUGAUGAAAUCAGAGAGAUGGUAGAUAAUGAUCUGGGAUUCCAACAAGCUCCUCUAACAUGCUCCAGAACGAAGACUCUAUUGUUUAUCUCUAAUGAUAAAAAAGUAAUUGGCUGCUUAAUUGCAGAACAUGUUCAGUGGGGAUAUAGAGUUAUUGAAGAAAAGAUUCCAGAUAUUAGUUCAGAAAAUGAUAAGCUCACUUUUGAAAGGCAAAAGGCCUGGUGCUGCUCAACAACUCCUGAGCCUGCCAUCUGUGGCAUUAGUCGCAUUUGGGUAUUCAGCAUGAUGCGGCGGAAGAAAAUUGCUUCUCGAAUGUUAGAGUGCUUGAGGAACAACUUUAUAUAUGGCUCAUACUUAAGUAAAGAAGAAAUUGCUUUUUCUGACCCUACUCCAGAUGGAAAAUUGUUUGCAACACAGUAUUUUGGUACUAGUCAAUUUUUGGUAUAUAAUUUUCUCAAUGGACAACAGCCUCCAAGUGAUAACAUUUAUAACAAAAGGUAAUGGGAAAUCAUUAACUCUGUUGCUUGAUUGCUGAUGUUGACCAACAGAUUUGGACAUUUAUUAGCAGUGAACUCAGGAGUAGUAACAACCAAAAAAGAUGACGGUUGUAUUUUAUUAAAACUGUAAAUAGCACAGAAGUAGGGUAAUUUUAAAAGAUAUUUUUAUAAAAAAAUAUGUAUUAUCUCUAGUACAGUAGCCAUGUUUACAUGAAGCAGAUAAUUUGUUCAUAGUGGACUGUCAAAUAGUGCAAGAACAAUGGUCGCCUUUUAAGUAUAUUUUGAAGUUCACAAUGUAAUAGUAUACCAAGGCAAAGAGAGUCAAUCUGUAUUUGGUAGAAGUGUGAAAGCAUUCUGUGUUCAAGAUCAUCAAUAAAAACUAGUGUCUAAUAAAAGUCUGUAACUGGUUCAGUAUGAAUGGAAAUAAUAGUUUUAAAAGGAGGAUAUUAGCUCCUUUUGAAAAGUAUGCCUCAACUAUACUUUAGCAAUAGCAACCUGGGUAUAUACUUUAAUUUGUGGACUUCACUUGAUACUUUAACCUAAACCCCUCUUGUUUCAGAGGGUGUAUAUAAUGAAAAAACUACUGUGGCCUUUCUUGACAUGUAUAUAAUGUAGAUUAAAAAAGAAAACAUUUGAUAACUUUUAAAUAAUCUACUAAUGCUAAAUGUAUUUAAGCAAUGUCUUUGAUAUUAUUGACUAUUAAAAGUUGAUUGAAACACUG
This is a messenger RNA of Candoia aspera, 4083 nucleotides long. RefSeq names its product establishment of sister chromatid cohesion N-acetyltransferase 1 (gene ESCO1). Bases 337 to 3366 code for a protein of 1009 amino acids. NCBI's taxonomy places the organism in Eukaryota, Metazoa, Chordata, Lepidosauria, Squamata, Candoiidae. The record is from RefSeq and is a predicted model, not a curated record. Gene Ontology annotation, molecular function: protein-lysine-acetyltransferase activity. Gene Ontology annotation, biological process: mitotic sister chromatid cohesion. The transcript has 11 exons. Gene Ontology annotation, cellular component: nucleus; chromatin.